AUGACCAACACUUCAAACCGCUACUACACUCCCACAGACUACGGAGCUGCCCACUACGAGUCGACGCCCCCCGGCACCAGUAUUCCCGUCGUCAUCGUGGGCGCCGGCCCCGUCGGUCUCGCUACCGCCCUCGGCCUGGCGCAGCGCGGCGUCAAGGUCUCGGUUGUUGACAGUGGCACCUCGGCAUCGUACGGCUCCCGUGCCACCUGUUACUCGCGCCACACCAUCGAGAUCUGCGACCGGUUGGGCUACGGAGCCGAGGUCGAGAAGCGUGCCCUGGGGUGGGUCGGCGGCCGCAGCUACUACCAGGCCCAAGAGGUCCUCAACUUCCAGAUGCCGCAGGACGAGCACAACUACCGCCUGCCCAUGUUCAACCUCCAACAGUGCGAGUAUGAGGACAUCCAGCUUGCCAAGGCUAUCGAGGAGCCCAACAUCACGUUCCUGUGGGGAUCGACUCUCACCGAUAUCCAGCCCGACGAGGAAGGUGUUACCCUCACGGUCGACAUGGCGGACGGCAAGCGCACGCUGCGUGCAGACCGCGUCGUGGCGUCGGACGGCGGCCGCAGCCGCAUCCGCGACCUGCUCGGCCUCACCCUCAAGGGCACAGCUUACGAGGGCCGGUACGUGAUCGCCGACAUCCACUGGAAGUCCAAGCUGCCGACGGAGCGGCGCGUGUGGUUUGACCCGCCCUCGAACCCAGGCUCGACCAUAAUCAUGCACAAGCAGCCCGACGACAUCUGGCGCAUCGACUACCAGCUCCUCGAGGGCGAGGAUGCCGAGAAGGAGACGACGCGCGAGGCCAUCAUCGAGCGCAUCACCAAGCACCUCUCGUGGCUCGAGGACAACGGCACCAUCACCAAGGAGCCGUGGACGCUCGAGUGGCACUCGUUCUACAAGGCGCUCGCGCUCGCCCUCCCCUCGUUCGUGCACGGCCACGACCGCGUCAUCUUUGCCGGCGACGCCGCGCACAUGGUCCCCAUCUUUGGUGUGCGCGGCCUCAACUCGGGCAUGGAGGACGCCGACACGCUCGCGUGGAUGCUCGCUGCCGUGACGCACGGCGACGCCGACCCCAACCUCCUCCACGCGUACUCGCAGGAACGCCACGAUGCGUGGGAGCAGAACAUUGCCAACGCCGGCAAGUCGACGCUGAUCAUGACCCCCGGCACGGACGGGUACCGGAUCACGCGCGACGCGCUCCUGCAGGUGUCUGCUGUGAUUCCCGAGUUCAACCACCUGAUCAACCCGCGCCAGUCGAGCGCGACGCACGCCCUCCGCUCGCCGCUGACGGUCGCGACGACGCACGACGGCCUGCAGGUCGGCGCGCCGCUCGACGACCGCAAGAUUGUCGUCGACGGCAAGGUGACGUCGAUCCACAAGCUCCGCGGCCCCGCCUUUGGCGUCUACGCCGUCGCGCCGUACGACGAGCGCAAGGUCGAGGCGAUCGCGGCCCGGCUCCGCACCGCCCUCCCCCACGAAGCAACCACCGUCCUCGGCCUGGCCCCCGGCGCCGACAGCGGCGCCGCCGCCGCGUGGGCCGCCAAGCCCGGGGAGGUCAUCAUCGUGCGCCCCGACGGCAUAGUGCUUGCGCGCGGACAGCCCGACGCCAUCCCCGCCGUCGAAGGCUGGAUCAAGCGCGGCAUCGCCGAGGCGCCGCGCGCAAGCACCCCGCCCGCCGCCGACCCCAUCCUCCUCUCCGAGGAGCAGAUCAACCGCGAAAAGGUCUGGCUCCAGCUCUCCGAGGCCCUCGACCAGGCAAACGACAAGUACAAGUUCCUCACCCAGCUCUCGAUAGUCCUCGGAGCACAGGCUGGGCCCGACAAGGUGUCCAAGAUCAUAAGCAAGCUCAACGCUGUACAGUAA
Molecule: messenger RNA, 1860 nt
Organism: Cutaneotrichosporon oleaginosum
Lineage: Eukaryota; Fungi; Basidiomycota; Tremellomycetes; Trichosporonales; Trichosporonaceae
Molecular function (GO): FAD binding; oxidoreductase activity
Source: RefSeq, a predicted model, not a curated record